UCCUUUAUUUUGAUAAUGGUGCUUUAUAAACAGUUCAUGCGGGUCAAAGUGAACUACCUAAGUUGAAAAGAGACAAAUUAGUUAGUGAGAAAGAAAGAAACCGAUUAAAAUGGAAGAUCCUGUUGAUAUUUUGAAAAAUGACAUUUAUGACUUAAUAUUCCAAAUAGAAACUGGGAUUUUAUCAAUCGAUGAUUUAGAGGUACUGGACGAAUUAGGCAAAACGUUGUAUGUCAGUGUCGAACUGGGCUUAUAUGAUGUAUGCGAAAAAUUAAUAAAAUUCAACUGUGAGAUUGAUUCUGUCGAUGAAAACGGGAGAACACCGUUGAUGUCAGCGUGUCAUAAUGGAAAUGUGAGAAUCGCAGAUUUACUUUUAAAAAAUGGAUCUAAUCCAGAGCAUAAAGAUGAAUUUGGAAAUACACCAUUGUUAUUAGCAAUAGAAAAUGGACAUAUAGAAUUAGUUGAAAUUUUGCUUAAAAAUGUAAAAAGUGCUUAUAGCGAGACCCUGUUAGGCCUGACAACACCUUUAGCUGUGGCGUCUUUUUGUGGUGAAAAUGAAAUCGUUGAAAUACUUUUACAGCGAUACCCAAAUACGUUGGAUCUUCCUGUUGAAAAAUCAGGAAUGACUCCUUUAAUGCUAGCGAUAUCAGCAGGACAUGUAGAAACGACCAAACUUCUUCUUAAACGCGGAGCGAGCACAGAAGUGAAAAAUUCAAACUUUCAAACUCCGUACGAUAUCGCUUGCGGUUUGAAUAUGGCCGAAAUGAAAAUAUUACUUACGCACCUUAAAAAACCGCCCAAAAUUGUAAUCCCUCCGGUCGAUUUGGUUAACUCUGUCGAAUUUAAAAUGCCGGACAGCGUGAGGCAUAGUAGACAUCCGUUGACGCCAAAUUUGGCAUUCUCUAUGUCCAAUCCUCUUCUGAACAUACCGAGAAUGGGGAGGUUGGAUACAGAAUCAAGGGAAUUUUCAAAUCAUAAUGUUAAAAGGAGAUCACGGUCUACUGAAAGCCAGAUGAAAGUCAAAAAAAGGAAAUCCGAUCCUGAAGAUAUUUUAGAAUUGAUUCUGAAUUAUUCAAAUAUAUCAGAGUGCAUUCCAAUAUUCAAUGAACAAGAGAUUGACUUAAAGGCAUUUUUAACUUUAGAUGAUGAAGAUUUGAUAAUGAUUGGCAUAGAGGACGAGACAACAAGAGCCAAAGUUUUAAAAGCCGUCCAACAUUAUAAGAGAAUAUUUUUAGUGUAAAUCUACUUGUUUUUUAUUUUUUUAAUAUUUUUUAAAGAUUUUUAAUAUUUAAUUGUUUUAAUGA
Messenger RNA from Cimex lectularius (bed bug), 1301 nucleotides. Its product is annotated as ankyrin repeat and KH domain-containing protein R11A8.7-like. Gene Ontology annotation, cellular component: cytoplasm. The record is from RefSeq and is a predicted model, not a curated record. Gene Ontology annotation, molecular function: protein binding. Gene Ontology annotation, biological process: innate immune response. Bases 110 to 1237 code for a protein of 375 amino acids. The transcript has 6 exons. Lineage: Eukaryota; Metazoa; Arthropoda; Insecta; Hemiptera; Cimicidae.